UUGUGCCAAUUCUUCUGUCUUCACAGUGUCAGUGAAGCUGCUGAGAGACGCUGCAACCAUGGCUGCAACUGGAUCUUUCCGUAUGGUGUCAGAGGAUGAGCAGGCCAUGAGGUCUAAACUGGAGCAUUUGACAGUGAAGGAUCAUGGGCCGGUGUUUGGGCCGUGUCAAAAACUGCCUGGACACACUGUGCAAAAGGCGAAGGAUGAGCUGGGUGAGACGGAGGAGAGGCGGGCGUCGUCCCUGAAGGACCUGCGGGCCAUGAUGAAGGAGAGAGCAGCAGAGGGAGACGACCUGGCCAAACUGGUGCUGGAGCGCUUCGGAGACAAACCGGACUCUCUUCUGCUGCGCUUCCUCAGAGCUCGCAAGUUUGAUGUUGUCAGAGCCCACGAGCUCCUGAAGGGUUAUGUACGCUUCAGGAAGGAGUACCCUGAACUGUUUGAGAACCUGACCCCUGAGGCGGUCCGCAGCACCAUCGAGGCAGGUUACCCUGUGGUUCUGCCCAGCAGGGACAAGUACGGCCGUGUGGUUAUGCUCUUCAACAUCGAGAACUGGGACCUGGAGGAGAUCACAUUCGAUGAGAUCUUAAGAGCAUACUGUGUGAUCCUGGAGAAGCUGCUUGAGAAUGAAGAAACCCAGAUCAAUGGAUUUGUCCUGAUUGAGAAUUUCAAGGGCUUCACCAUGCAGCACGCCUCAGGAAUAAAGCCGGCCGAGCUCAAGAAGAUGGUGGACAUGCUGCAGGACUCUUUCCCAGCCCGCUUCAAGGCGGUCCACGUUACCCACCAGCCGUGGUACUUCACCACAACCUACAAUGUGGUCAAACCCUUCAUGAAGAGCAAGCUGCUGGAGAGGGUCUUUGUUCACGGUGACGAGCUGGACAACUACUUCAAAGACUUCGAUGCAGACAUCCUGCCGGCAGAUUUCGAUGGGAAGGCCUCUGUUGCAGACUGCCAGGCCAUCGCCACCAAGCUUUUUGGCUCUGAAGACACUGCUCUCUGAGAGAACACCUCUCGUAUUUCUAACCCAACAGUUUUAGUGUCCUUCACCCUAGAUGCUUCUUUUGUGAUCAGAUCAGGUCUAUUUUGAAGCUAGGUUGACAUUUUUUUAAUUGUUAUUAUUUUUCGGGCAGUUCCUACGAGCAAAAAGAAGUAUCUAGAGUUAGGAGCAGGGGAUGGGUUCCAAACGAGUAAAUAUAUGGUGAUAUAAAUGGGAAAGAAAAAGGAUGUUUAGAUAUUACAGAGAGAAACAUUGAUGGUUUAUGUUUGUUACUUUACAGCAGUUACUUAACGAGCAGAGGGGAAACAAAGAAGUUGUUAACGUGAUGAUUUAGCUCACAUCCAGUAUGAGUGCAGUUUUGAGUUCUUCGCCAUAAACGUUAAUUUCGCAUCAUACAGAGCAGCCUUGUGCCUACAAUCCCGUCAGUUGAAUGAGAACAUAAGUUGUUCAGUCUCUGGGUUUUUUUUUUUUUUUGGAGAGAUAUGAAGAGGGAAAACUGAUAAAAGCCUGCAUUUGAUGAUUGUUAUAGGAGCAGGAGCCUCCUAAUGCAGUGCCAAGUUAACAGUCUCAACAGCCUUGUUUGAGUUGUGACUCUCAGAUGCCUGAUGUACCACAGAAAUCCAUUCUGCAUUUUGCACUGGAUUGGGAAAUUUUCAAUUAAAAUGAUUUUGUGUGUGUA
Messenger RNA from Centropristis striata (black sea bass), 1673 nucleotides. RefSeq names its product retinaldehyde binding protein 1a (gene rlbp1a). The transcript is spliced from 7 exons. Gene Ontology annotation, molecular function: phosphatidylinositol bisphosphate binding. The record is from RefSeq and is a predicted model, not a curated record. Bases 59 to 997 code for a protein of 312 amino acids. Gene Ontology annotation, cellular component: membrane. Lineage: Eukaryota; Metazoa; Chordata; Actinopteri; Perciformes; Serranidae.